AUGGCCAACAAUUCUAUAAAAUUAUUAGCUCCUGAUGUUCAUAAAGGUCUAGCGAAUUUGGUUUCCAAAAGGCUGGGUGUCCCAUUAACUGACUCGUAUCUAAAAAGAGAUCCAACAGGUGAAGUUUCUUUCUCCAUUGGUGAAUCUGUUAGAGACCAAGAUAUUUUCAUUAUAACACAAAUCGGCUCCGGUGUGGUGAACGACCGUGUACUUGAAUUAUUAAUUAUGAUUAAUGCUUCAAAGACAGCCUCUGCAAGAAGAAUCACCGCGAUCAUUCCAAAUUUCCCAUAUGCCAGACAAGAUAGAAAGGACAAAUCUCGUGCGCCAAUUACUGCUAAAUUAAUGGCCGACAUGUUAACUACAGCUGGUUGUGAUCAUGUUAUUACCAUGGAUUUACAUGCCUCACAAAUUCAAGGUUUCUUCGAUAUUCCUGUUGAUAAUCUUUAUGCUGAACCAAGUGUAGUCAGAUAUAUUAAGGAAAACAUCGAUUAUAAGAACGCUAUAGUAAUUUCUCCAGAUGCAGGUGGUGCAAAACGUGCUGCUGGUUUAGCUGAUCGUUUAGAUCUAAAUUUCGCAUUAAUUCAUAAAGAAAGAGCAAGAGCCAAUGAAGUCAGUAGAAUGGUUCUUGUUGGUGACGUCACCGACAAGAUUUGUAUUAUUGUAGAUGAUAUGGCUGACACAUGUGGCACUUUAGCUAAAGCGGCAGAAAUUUUAUUAGAACAUAAUGCUAAUUCUGUCAUUGCUAUUGUUACUCACGGUGUAUUAUCGGGUAAUGCUACCAAAAAUAUCAAUAACUCAAGAUUGGAUAAAGUUGUAUGCACAAAUACCGUUCCAUUCGAAGAAAAGAUGAAAGAAUGUCCAAAAUUAGACGUUAUUGAUGUGAGUAGUGUCUUAGCUGAAAGUAUUCGUCGUUUACAUAACGGUGAAAGUAUAUCUUACUUGUUCAAACAUUCUCCUCUUUGA
Messenger RNA from Kazachstania africana CBS 2517, 963 nucleotides. RefSeq names its product ribose phosphate diphosphokinase subunit PRS3 (gene PRS3). The coding region runs from base 1 to 963 and encodes 320 amino acids. Gene Ontology annotation, molecular function: magnesium ion binding; ribose phosphate diphosphokinase activity. Gene Ontology annotation, cellular component: cytoplasm; ribose phosphate diphosphokinase complex. NCBI's taxonomy places the organism in Eukaryota, Fungi, Ascomycota, Saccharomycetes, Saccharomycetales, Saccharomycetaceae. Gene Ontology annotation, biological process: purine nucleotide biosynthetic process; ribonucleoside monophosphate biosynthetic process; 5-phosphoribose 1-diphosphate biosynthetic process. The transcript has a single exon. The record is from RefSeq and is a predicted model, not a curated record.